Messenger RNA from Paramecium octaurelia, 1187 nucleotides. NCBI's taxonomy places the organism in Eukaryota, Ciliophora, Oligohymenophorea, Peniculida, Parameciidae. The record is from the annotation of a GenBank genome assembly.
AAUUAAUUUUUACUUAUAUAUGCACAGUGGUAGGUCAUUUGAUAAGGUGGAAAAGGGAAAAAAUUAGGUAAAUGGACUUUGCCAUGUCAUACCUAUUGUUAUGGUUAAAAUAUAACUUGGAAAAGAAAAUAUAGAAAUGGGAAAACAGUUGGUUAAUAAGAUAUUUAUGGUUGUGGAGAUUUUGUAAGUAAUCACUAGAUGUAAAAAUAAAUUUAACAAUAUUUAUAUUUAUAUUUAUUUAGCGGUGGAGGAAUAUAUGAAAAAAAGGUUGAAGAAGUUAAGAUUGGUUAUUGGAUUGAGUUAUGGGAUGGAUUUGAUUUUUCUCAUAAAGUCAUUUUCAAUGGUGAAUAUAAAAAUGGUAAAAAGGUUGGUAGAUGGAAUAUUUUGCAUAGAGUUUUUAGGGAUUUUCCAUACUGUUAAAUGUUAAAUUGAUAAUUUAUUAAAAUAUUUAAAGUGGAAGUGGAUUCUAUGAUGAUGAAGGAGAUGAUAUUAAGAAUGGUAAAUUGAUUGAAUGGCAGAACGAUUUAGUUGUAAAGACUGAAGUAAGUUAUAAAGGUGAAAACAAAAAUGGAAAAAAAAUUGGUCUUUGGGAUAUUCUCUUUUAGGCUGAUUUAACUCAAUCAUGGAAAUAAAUGUUUAGAUUAUUAAUUGAAUUUGAUUUAGUGGAGGAGGAUUAUAUGAUGAACGAGGUGAAGGGACAAAGCAUGGUAGAUGGAUAGAUUUGUCUGAAAAGUUUGAUAAAAAUUAUUGGGUAACUUUUAAUGGUUAAUAUUAAAAUGAUAAAAAAGUCGGCAGAUGGGAUAUUGGGAAUGGGUAGCAAGGAAUCUAAGAUUGAAGUAAAUAAUAUUAUAUAAAAUCUGCAUCAAUAUUUAGUGGUGGGGGAGAAUAUGAUGAAAAAUGUGAAGGGAGCAAAAUAGGUAAUUGGAUUGAGUUGUCAGAUGAAUUUAAAAGGUAUAACUAAAUAGUUUGUAAUGGUUAAUAUCACAAUGGUGAGAGAGUUGGGAAAUGGGAAAAUAAGAUAAUUCGCAGAAAAGAGACUUGAUGAAAUUUUAAUGAUAUUUAAAUAAUAAGAUAUAUUAAUAUAAAUUAAAUUUUUACAAUUAUUUGCUUUAUUAAUUUUCUUAACCUAAACAACAUAAAUAUUAAAGCAAUUAUACUUAACAUCGAAUUCUCUUCUAACUGGAUGA